This is a messenger RNA of Egretta garzetta (little egret), 2848 nucleotides long. RefSeq names its product oxysterol binding protein like 3 (gene OSBPL3). NCBI's taxonomy places the organism in Eukaryota, Metazoa, Chordata, Aves, Pelecaniformes, Ardeidae. Bases 271 to 2829 code for a protein of 852 amino acids. Gene Ontology annotation, cellular component: intracellular membrane-bounded organelle; cytosol; plasma membrane. Gene Ontology annotation, molecular function: cholesterol binding. The transcript has 22 exons. The record is from RefSeq and is a predicted model, not a curated record.
CUAACACCAGACUCAUUAGAGCUUACCAGUUCUUGCCUAAAGGAAUUGCUCAGACUUUUGCUGCUGUAAAAGAAGAGGAGAUUUGGAUUCAUAGUUGGCACUGAGAGACUACCCAGUCACUGAAUUUCCAUGGGAUGCAGAUCAUGCCACUGGACUGCAUUUGGGUAAAGGAUGAGUUCUGCGUUUCUCUCGGGAGUCUUCCAACACAUUUUCUAAUUACUUUUUAAUGGUGUUCUAAGUGAGCUUACAUGAAACAAACCGUAUUGGAUCAUGAGUGAAGAAAAAAGCUUUGGUGUAUCCCAGAAGAUGUUGUCUCCUUCAAGAAGUACUAGCAGCUGCUCCUCCAAGCAGGGAAGUCGACAGGACAGCUGGGAAAUUGUAGAAGGACUCCGGGGAGCAAUGAAUUGUACCCAGGAGCCACAGAAACAGGAGGGCUGCUUGCUGAAAAAGAGGAAAUGGCCUUUGAAGGGCUGGCACAAGAGAUACUUCUUUUUGGACAGAGGGAUUUUGAAGUAUUCUAAAUGCCAAGCUGAUAUAGAGAGAGGGAAACUUCAUGGCUGUAUUGAUGUUGGACUUUCUGUCAUGUCUGUAAAGAAAUCAACAAAAUGUAUAGAUCUGGAUACAGAAGAGCAGAUAUACCAUCUGAAGGUGAAGUCUCAGGAGCUGUUUGACGAAUGGGUAGCAAAACUUCGUCAUCACAGAAUGUACCGUCAGAACGAAAUCUCCAUGUUUCCUCAUGACGUCAAUAAUCUUUUCUUUCCUGUGUCUACUACUGCGGACUCUGUCACUGGCUUCUGCGAUUCUACUCCGGGUAGAAAGGCAGGCAGCUUGACCAAACAGAAUUCAUUGUCAGCUGGAGGUAACUUGUCAUUUUCCUUUUCGAGUAAUGAGUCCAGGAUUUCAUCUUGGCUACAGUCUUCUGAAGACAUGGAAAAAUGCUCAAGAGACCUCUCCAACUGUCACACAUAUUUACUGGAAAUGAACCAGCUGUUACAGAGCAUGGAUGUUCUUCACAGGACAUAUUCAGCGCCUGCUAUAAAUGCUAUGCAGGUUGGACCUUUUGAAAGCCCGAAGAAGGAAAAGAGAACGCACAGGAGGUGGCGAUCCAGAGUUGUUGGGAAAGAAGCUAAAGGAACGUUACAGGUGCCUUCAGUAUUUUCUGCCCCUAUGAGACUGCAUGCUUCCAAUCCUAACUUAUCUACAAUAGAUUUUGUAGAGGAGAAAAAUUACUCUGAUGGCUCUGAAACAUCAUCAGAAUUUACUAAAAUGCAAGAGGACUUAUUUCACGUUGCACAUAAAGUUUACUUCACCUUGAGGUCAGCUUUCAGCACCAUAUCUACAGAGAGAGAAAAGCUGAAGCAGAUGCUGGAGCACGAUGUAUCCUCAUCACCAUCUGCACAAAUAGUUGGCUUGAAGAAUGCCUUAACAUCUGAAAAUUCAAGAGAAGAAAGCAGAGGUCUGGUUCACCAGGUCUCCAAUGAAAGCAGACUGUCUGUAGCUGACUCUCUCACAGAAUUUUUUGAUGCACAGGAAGUCCUGCUGUCUGCUAGCUCUUCAGAAAAUGAGGUAUCAGAUGAUGACUCGUAUGUAAGUGAUAUCAGUGAUAAUGUCUCAGAAGAUAACCUAAGCAAUGACAUAGAGAAUGAAAGACAAACUUUAGACUGUAUUUCUGAAAGUGGAAUUGGAUGCAAUUCUAAACGGAGAACAUGUUUACCAGCUCCAUGUCCUAAUACAAGUAACAUCAGCCUAUGGAAUAUCCUGAGAAAUAACAUAGGAAAGGAUCUGUCUAAAGUGGCCAUGCCUGUUGAAUUAAAUGAGCCACUUAACACCCUUCAGCGUCUCUGUGAGGAGUUGGAGUACAGUGAGCUACUAGAUAAAGCAGCACAUACGCCUAACCCAUUUGAACGGAUGGUGUAUAUAGCUGCAUUUGCAGUCUCUGCGUAUGCAUCCAGUUACUACCGAGCUGGCAGUAAGCCAUUUAAUCCUGUGCUUGGAGAAACCUAUGAAUGUAUUCGUGAAGAUAAGGGUUUCCAGUUCUUUGCAGAACAGGUCAGUCACCAUCCACCUAUUUCUGCAUGCCAUGCUGAAUCUGUGAAUUUUGCUUUUUGGCAAGAUGUGAGAUGGAAAAACAAAUUCUGGGGAAAGUCCAUGGAAAUCGUUCCAGUUGGUACAACACAUGUAACUCUUCCAGCUUUUAAAGACCAUUUUGCAUGGAACAAGGUGACAUCUUGCAUCCAUAACAUCUUAAGUGGGCAAAGAUGGAUUGAACACUAUGGAGAGAUCAUUAUCAAAAACCUUAACGAUGACACUUGCCACUGCAAACUGACUUUCAUAAAGGCGAAGUAUUGGAAUCCAAAUGCACACGAGAUUGAAGGCAGUGUCAUGGAUAAAGCUGGGAAAGUUGUGCAUCGACUGUUUGGGAAGUGGCAUGAAAGUUUAUACUGUGGGACAACUUCAUCUCCAAACUGCGUAUGGAGAGCAAAUCCGAUGCCUAAAGAUUAUGACCAGUGGUAUGGAUUUACUCAGUUUGCACUGGAGUUAAAUGAACUGGAUCUGCAAACUAAGUCGUUACUCCCAUCCACUGAUACACGUUUUAGGCCGGACCAAAGGUUUCUAGAAGAAGGUAAUAUUGAAGGAGCCGAAAUGCAAAAGCAGAGGAUUGAGCAGCUACAGAGAGAACGACGGAAGGUGCUGGAAGAAAACAAUCUAGAGCAUCAGCCUAGAUUUUUCAGGAAAUCCAACGAUGACUCCUGGGUGAGCAACGGAACCUACAUGGGCCUCAGAAAAGAACCUGGUUUUUCCAAACUGGACAAUCCCAUCCUCUGGUGAAAGAGGAGCCAUGUGAAGA